This is a messenger RNA of Acanthopagrus latus (yellowfin seabream), 2524 nucleotides long. It is a transcript of the gene rybpb, whose product is annotated as RING1 and YY1 binding protein b. The record is from RefSeq and is a predicted model, not a curated record. The transcript has 5 exons. Gene Ontology annotation, molecular function: DNA binding; transcription coregulator activity. NCBI's taxonomy places the organism in Eukaryota, Metazoa, Chordata, Actinopteri, Spariformes, Sparidae. Gene Ontology annotation, cellular component: nucleus. Bases 135 to 941 code for a protein of 268 amino acids. Gene Ontology annotation, biological process: positive regulation of DNA-templated transcription.
CGUGCCUCGAGCCAGCGCUGAGCGGAGCCUGUCUGCCAACAGCUUCAGCAGCGGCUCUAUCUGGACCCCACUACACUCACUGACAAUUAAAGGAGGCCCCUUUUUCUUCUUAUUUCCGAGGACUAUUCUUCACCAUGGGCGACAAAAAGAGCCCUACCAGGCCAAAAAGACAAGCCAAACAGACCGCCGACGACGGCUACUGGGACUGUAGCGUCUGCACCUUCAGGAACACCGCCGAGGCUUUCAAAUGCAGCAUCUGCGAUGUGAGGAAGGGCACAUCCACAAGGAAACCCAGGAUCAACUCCCAGCUGGUUGCCCAGCAGGUGGCUCAGCAGUACCCGAUGCCUCCCCCGCCCAAGAAGGAGCGGCGGGAGCGGAGCGAGCGCACAGACAAGGAACGCCCGGACGGCGAAGGAGAGCGUGCCAACGGCGAGGGGCGCCCAGAGGUAGAGCGUCCAGAGACAGUGAGGCCAGAGGGAGACACUCCUGAGAAGGAAAAGUGCGACAAGGAGCAGCCAAUCAAAGACAAACCCGACACAGAGAAGGACAUCAUCCCAGCCGUCACGAAGAAGCCCAGCAUCAAAAAGACCAGACCCAAAUCAGACAACCAUCAGAGCCCACCGAGUGACAAACACAGCAUACAGUCUGGCAAAUCGGCAACCAAGACCAACAAGAACUCUCACAUCUCCAGGCCCAAACUGAAGAACAUUGACCGGAGCACCGCCCAGCAGUUGGCUAUCACCGUAGGGAACGUGACGGUGAUCAUAACAGACUUUAAGGAGAAGACCCGCUCCUCCUCCACGUCCUCGUCCACCAUCACGUCCAGCGCAGGCUCCGAACAACAGCACCAGAGCUCCGGCUCCGAGAGCAUGGACAAGGGCUCGUCGCGCGCCUCCACACCUAAAGGGGAUCUCUCUGUGGGGCACGACGAGUCGUUCUGAGGCCCCCGACUCCUUUGCCCCUCCCCCCAUCCUCACCCUGCUCCACGCCCCCUCUUCCCCACGUUUCUGGACACGAUGGAUCCCACAGGGGGAGAGAUUUCACAUUUUCCCAUUGUUGCCCUGCCUCCAUUCCAUGACCAACCCUGGAUGUUGAGAGGAACAGUGCAGUGCGCCCGCUGGGGGAAAACUCCCCUCCUGGUUUCACCCAUGCCACAGGCGAGGAGAGCUGGGCUACAAGGAAUAACGCCACCCAUCCCCAACCUCCCCCGCGGUAGCAUCCAGACACUUGUAUGUAUUGUUUUAUAUUCGUACGUGGAUGUGAGGCCAAGUCGACAUUUUUUUUUUUGUUUUGUUUUGUUUUUGUAAAGAAGAAUUCUCCGCUGGGCACAAUAACCACCAUCAUUUCAAUAACUUUAAACUAUUAUUACCCUUAUUUAUUACCUGUUGCACCUGUAUACUUUGAUGUUCUCCUUUUUAUGUUGAAGCUUUGCUGUGUAGCUCUGCCGAUCGAUCAUUCCUUCAGUGUUUUUAUUACAGUUUGAAAAUGAUAGGACAAGACUCGAGUCACACAGACGGAUAGACACACAGACAUACACACCCACACACACACACACACACUGGUGCUAGAUACACUGUGAAGCGGUUUUGCAGAUCUGGGAUUGCCCAUUCACUCAAUGUGACAAAGUGCUGAUGAAUCAAAUUCUCAUUCACUUUUCUCAACAACACUGUCUCACUCUGAACACUGUCGGGACCCUCGUCUGGUCCGUCUACUUGUUCUGUACAGGUCAAUGUGCAUCAGAAGAAGGUCACCUGAGGUUCACACACCUGACUUUUUCAACUAGAUUGUCUAUGAUUUAGUAUGCUAUAGCAAAUCUCUUCUACAGUAUCUUAUGUCCUUAACUGUACAGUGUAGGCUGUUGUGUAAAACACUAAAAGCUGUUGAUAUUUUCUGCAUUCCGUACUUCGAUAUUGAGUUUCCUGGCCGAAGGUAGAGCUGUCCGCCCAGCUCUUGAGCCGGAGUUUUUUUCUGUUGUGACUGAAGGAUGGUUGCACACAGUUCCACGUGGUAAAACCAUAUCGAGCUGUAAAAUAGGCCUAUUGUGUCAAGCUGUUGUGAAUCAAUUUCGUUUUUUUCUUUUGUUGUGGUCCUGAAGACAACUUUGAAUCUUCAUCCUCUCAACCUGAAAACAAGUGCAAAGACGUGAACAAUUUGCAAAGAUUGACAAUUCAAUUGAUUUUAUUUUAUUUUUUUAUUAUUAAUUUAAGACUCCUGUCAUUGAAGGCAAAAAAUAUUGCAGUAGUUAACGGAACAUAAUUGCUCUUUCAAUUUUUAGAACAGCAAGGCUUAUUUAAGGGUUUUAAUUCACUUCCACCUUAGCUGACACUAGACCAACAUAAUUUCCUUUUAACUGUAUGAAAUUGUAUAAAGAAUAAAUGUGUAUAUGAUAUCUUAGUUUUAUUUAUUGAAGGACCAAAGGAAUUUCAUAAUGACAUGAUAAAUAGACAGAUAAAUAACAAUUUGAAAAUGCAAUUAUCUAAUGUGUGAGAUGAAUAACAGUUUAAAUAAAGACUAAUAUAAUCCA